CCUACCCGCUGGCAAUGAACUCGCGCGAACCGAAUCCCUGUACCGACCAACAACGACGGAGCAAGCAAGCUGGAAGACUCGCCGGCAAAAGGUAGGCUGAGCGCCUGAGCCCGCGGGCACAGUCCAUGGACUGUGGCAAACCACUCACACACAGCGCAGGAGAUCUCAAAGUGCCCCUAAAUCCUCCGUCCCCUUGCCCCGAGGACAACCCUGCUCCCACCGGAGCCUCCGACGAUGGCUCGUCGGCAUGGGCCUCGGCCGUCGCCCUGUGUUUCCUCGCGAUCAACUGCGGGGUAGCCAUCUACGACUCGAGGCACGACCCCAGCUCCGUCCUAUUCGUGGUCGUGUCCUUCGUCGACCUCGUCCUCCUCUUCCACCUCCUGCGCGUCUUCGAGAGAUUGCCCCCGAGUUCGCCAAAGCGCCUGCAGGUCAAGGCCGCUGUAUGGGCCCUCACCACUGCCCUGACGGUCAUGUUCUCGCAGCGGGUGGCUGCGUUGAUGCCGGGCCCUGUAGCCGCUGUCGUCUGGGUGAUGGCUGCGGCGACCAUCCUCGCGGGCUUCUGCAUGUUCUUCGUCUGCCGGGACGACGCCUCCGCCGACGAGAAGCUCGCCGAAGGCCCGUAGGCCAUGCUACUAGAACCCGUCUUGGGUCCUAUGACCCCGUGUGCAAUUUGUAUUGUCGGACACGCCGCCUUAUUAGUGAAAUGAUAAUAAAGGACAAUCUAAAGGUUCAGUCUAUCAA
This is a messenger RNA of Panicum virgatum (switchgrass), 741 nucleotides long. RefSeq lists its product as uncharacterized. The transcript has a single exon. The record is from RefSeq and is a predicted model, not a curated record. NCBI's taxonomy places the organism in Eukaryota, Viridiplantae, Streptophyta, Magnoliopsida, Poales, Poaceae. The coding region runs from base 126 to 623 and encodes 165 amino acids.